Molecule: messenger RNA, 1454 nt
Organism: Cynara cardunculus var. scolymus (artichoke)
Lineage: Eukaryota; Viridiplantae; Streptophyta; Magnoliopsida; Asterales; Asteraceae
Product: DNA excision repair protein ERCC-1
Exons: 9
Coding region: 48-1175 (375 amino acids)
Biological process (GO): mitotic recombination; nucleotide-excision repair; meiotic mismatch repair
Cellular component (GO): ERCC4-ERCC1 complex; nucleus; nucleotide-excision repair factor 1 complex
Molecular function (GO): single-stranded DNA binding; damaged DNA binding
Source: RefSeq, a predicted model, not a curated record
UUGUGCGGGAGGACAAAAGCAAAGAUUUUGGAUGAAAUUUGACAUCAAUGGAAGAGGGCGAUGAUCAGAAUCCAAACAAGAACAGUUCUUCAUCAUCCUUCGUCAUCAAGAUACCCUCAUUCGAGGAAGUUAUACAGGGAUCCCAAUCCAAAACCCCUAUCCAAUCACUUUUCAACCCUUCUCAGUCCUUCUCUCAAGCCUUCAACUCCAUUAAGAACACCGAAUUCUACGCUCCACCACCUCCUCCUUCAUCAACUCCAAGGGGAGUUCAGCCAUCUGUGGCUGAUGCUACUCCGUCGUCGUUGCCGUUUGCAGCUGUAAAUCAUACCGGAGCAUCUCCGUCUUCUGCACAGAAUCGUAAUGCAAUACUUGUUAGUCAUAGACAGAAGGGAAAUCCUUUGCUAAAACAUAUAAGAAAUGUGAGAUGGGCUUUCUCAGAUAUUGUCUGUGAUUACAUGUUGGGGCAACAUUCAUGUGCUCUCUAUCUCAGUCUCAGGUAUCACCUGCUUCACCCAGACUAUCUAUAUUACCGAAUAAGGGAAUUGGGAAAAAACUUCAAGCUUCGUGUUGUCUUAUGCCAUGUUGAUGUUGAAGAUGUUGUCAAGCCAUUGUUGGAAGUCACAAGAACGGCUCUGCUUCAUGACUGUACUCUUUUGUGCGGUUGGAGCUUGGAAGAAUGUGGUCGGUAUCUGGAGACGAUAAAAGUUUAUGAAAACAAGCCUGCAGAUAUUAUUCAAGGCCAAAUGGAUACAGACUAUUUAUCACGGUUAUCGCACACUCUAACAACAGUUCGGCAUGUCAACAAGACAGAUGUGGUUACUCUUGGUUCUACGUUUGGGUCUCUCUCUCAUAUUAUGGAUGCUUCCAUGGAGGAUCUAGCUCGUUGCCCUGGCAUUGGUGAACGUAAAGUAAAGCGUUUGUAUGACACUUUUCAUGAACCGUUCAAACGCUCAAUUCCCAAGCACCCUUCAGCAGUCCAAUCUUCCGCCCAACCUUUCACUCCAAGCAAAGCUAAAGAAGACGAGAAAGACUCCGUGCAUUCAAAUAAGCGUGAUAAAAAAGAACCAAAUGUAACCGUUAAAUCAGCCCUUUCAGCGGCUUUUGCAAAAUACAAGGAGAAAGUUGGUCUGGAAACUAGUCAUCAAGAAGAACAAGAAAACCAGAAACAGCAAUGAAAGACCUGUCAGCUCUACUCAUUCAAACAGUUCUUUAAAGACCAUCUUCAAGCUGCUCCUCAGGUACAAUCUGAAUUUGGUGUUUGAAUGUGUGUAUUUAAACCGACGUUUGCAAUUUCAAGAAUUAGAUGAAAGAUAGAGAUAGAGAUAGGGAAAACAGUCCCUGAAAGUCAUGGUGAAUCUGUAAUGCGUUUAGGAGCUCGUACCGUGUAUAUAUAUACAUGUACUUUACGGUUUAUUUAUGGUGGUCAAUGAGAUGAAUUUCCCUUUGGCUUCUAA